Sinocyclocheilus anshuiensis is the source of this 1202-nucleotide messenger RNA. RefSeq lists its product as uncharacterized. Lineage: Eukaryota; Metazoa; Chordata; Actinopteri; Cypriniformes; Cyprinidae. Bases 92 to 1084 code for a protein of 330 amino acids. The record is from RefSeq and is a predicted model, not a curated record. The transcript has 4 exons.
GACCAUUAACAGACCUGAAAAAAAGCAUCUAACAUUUCGACAGGCUUAGGCAACUACAGCUGAAUUCAGACAGUUCCACUUAUCUGAUGUUAUGGAUUUGCAGUAUAUUGAGAAAGUUGUUGGGUCUCUACAUGAGGGAAUAGUCUCUAUCUGUAACAUCUCCAAGUCUCUCUUGGAUGCAGAACUUGAUCCCACCACUGGCAUGUGCUGUAAUAAUGAACAAAUCAGGAAGCAUAUUGAGCAUGCUGAGCAGUGCCUGAAAAAAUCAGAAACAAUGAUUAAGGAAAAACUAAAAUAUUUAGACGAAUGCAUGGAGCGACUUAUUAAAGAAAAAGGAAAUGCUGAGCAGCAGAACAAAGAAAAAUGCAAAGCAAUGGGUGAAUUCGACAUUGAGAAGAAAUCUGCUGAAGAAUCAUUAAAUAAUUCUAAAGCAGCUUUGGAACAGGCUAAAAAAAUGGUAGUAUUAACACAAGAUGAACUUCAAAGACAGAGAGCUAGACAGAACACUGGUACAGGUGUAACAAUUGGAGGGGCGGUAGUGGCUGCAAUACCAAUUAUCGGAUGGAUUCCUGGUAUAAUAAUGAUGUCUGUGGGAGCCAGCGAAAUUGUUAAGGCUUCAAACGCUAUCAGGGAUGCUGAAAAUGAGCUAAAAAAACAGGAGUCCCAGUUGAAUGAGAACAGCAUGAAGGUGUCUGAUUACCAAUCCAAGAUCGCUAACAUACAGAAUGAGACUGAAGAGACAGUUAAGUUGCUAAAUAAACUGGAGAAGGAAAUUGAAGAUUUGAAGCAGCAUCUACAGUUCACAGCUGAACUUCAGGAAACGGUCAGGCGAGCUGUGAACCUUCUGACUCUUCUUAGUGGAAGAGCCACUGUAUUGGAGAAACAAACCCAGAGCUUCAUCCUCUGGGAGCCUGUGAUAAAGGCCAUGAAAGAUGUGAUGAAGGCAGCAGAAAAUGUUGCAGAGAAUCGUCUCCUUUAUAGUCAGAGUUUACCAGGCCUCAUAAAUACUUUGAGGGAGAAUGUUGGAGAAAUACUGGCUUUAUGCAGCUCUCCCAAUAAUUCUGAACAUGAACGCUAUUGCUAAUCAUCAUCUAAUUAAUAUCUAAACCACCUUGCAUAUGCAAGAGGGGCAAGAAACAAAUAAUGACAAUGAGACAUUAAAAAUACAAAACAUGAGAUAUUUCAUAUAAAAGCAUGACAUA